This is a messenger RNA of Entelurus aequoreus (snake pipefish), 6197 nucleotides long. RefSeq names its product potassium/sodium hyperpolarization-activated cyclic nucleotide-gated channel 3-like. Gene Ontology annotation, biological process: transmembrane transport; potassium ion transport. Gene Ontology annotation, molecular function: voltage-gated potassium channel activity. The transcript has 8 exons. Lineage: Eukaryota; Metazoa; Chordata; Actinopteri; Syngnathiformes; Syngnathidae. Gene Ontology annotation, cellular component: membrane. The coding region runs from base 282 to 3707 and encodes 1141 amino acids. The record is from RefSeq and is a predicted model, not a curated record.
CCUCGUGUUGACACCGCGCAUGUUUCCACGGGGCAGAGAGGCGGAGACCCACUCUGUGUCAUUGAGCUCCACAUCCACGAGCUCUCACUUCCCCGCACGUCCGACGGCCGUCACGCCGCAUCGCGAUGCCGCGUCUUCCACACCUUUUUACCUGCAGCCUCCAGGACCAUUCCCCUCUUGACGCAUCCCCCCGUGUGUGGCCGGCCUCGGAGUGCGGAAGCUGCCCUGCGGAUGUUCGCCUGACUCCCGCAUGAUUCAUCUCCAUCCCCGCAUGCGCUGACAUGGAAAGGUUCCAGUCUUCCAUGCGCAAGCGGCUUUACAGCCUGCCGCAGAACAUGGGCCAAAAAGCCGAAUGGGACGCCGGCGACAAGGACACGAAGAGGAAAAGUAUCGUGAUGAGACAUUUGUCCCCCGCCAACAGUUGCAGGAGCGCGGAGGAGGACCGGGACGUGUCCGGGAAGACCAGCGUCAACGGAGACUGCCGCCGCUUCAGGAGCAGCAUCUCGUCCGUCAGCGGGCGUCGUCCCCCCGGGGCAGAUCCGGCGGAGCAGCGCUGCCUCAUCCCGGAGGCUGACGCCGGCGUGGACCAAAGUUCCCCCGGCGAGCGCGGCCCGGCGGCGGGCGUGAGUGGCGCCGCCUUCGAGCAGGCGACUUUCAUCAAGUUGGAGGGAAGCGAGCACAUCAUCCCCGAGGAUGAGCGGCUGUACCAAGCCGGCUUCAUGCACCGGCAGUUCGGCGCCAUGCUGCAGCCGGGAGUCAACAAGUUCUCCCUGCGGAUGUUGGGCAGCGAGAGGGCGGUGGAACACGAGCGGGAACGCGUCAAGUCUGCCGGCUUCUGGAUUAUUCAUCCGUACAGCGACUUUAGGUUCUACUGGGAUCUGACCAUGCUGCUUCUGAUGGUGGGGAACCUCAUCAUCAUCCCUGUGGGCAUCACCUUCUUCAAGGACGAGCACACGCCGCCCUGGAUCGUCUUCAACGUGGUCUCCGACACCUUCUUCCUUAUGGACCUGGUCCUCAACUUCCGCACUGGCAUCGUCAAGGAGGACAACACGGAGAUCAUCUUGGACCCUCGGCAAAUCAAGAUCAAGUACCUGAAGAGUUGGUUUGUGGUGGAUUUCAUCUCCUCCAUACCCGUGGACUACAUCUUUCUCAUCGUGGAGACUCGCAUCGACUCUGAUUUUUACAAGACGGCCCGAGCACUGAGGAUCGUGCGCUUCACCAAGAUCCUCAGCCUGCUGCGCCUGUUGCGCCUUUCCAGACUCAUCCGCUACAUUCACCAGUGGGAGGAGGUUUUCCACAUGACCUACGACCUGGCCAGCGCCAUGGUGCGUAUCAUGAACCUGAUUGGUAUGAUGCUGCUGCUGUGUCAUUGGGACGGAUGUCUGCAGUUCCUGGUUCCCAUGCUGCAAGAAUUCCCUCCGGAUUGCUGGGUCACACGGAAUAAGAUGGUGAACGACACGUGGGGUCAGCAGUACUCCUACGCCCUGUUCAAGGCCAUGAGCCACAUGCUGUGCAUCGGCUACGGGUUGUACCCGCCAAUCGGCAUGGCCGACGUCUGGCUCACCAUCCUCAGCAUGAUCGUGGGCGCCACCUGUUUCGCCAUGUUUGUGGGCCACGCCACCGCUCUCAUUCAGUCUCUGGACUCUUCCCGGAGGCAGUACCAAGAAAAGUACAAACAGGUGGAGCAGUACAUGUCCUUCCACAAGCUCCCCGCCGACACGCGCCAGAGGAUCCACGAUUACUACGAGCACCGCUACCAGGGCAAGAUGUUUGACGAGGAAUGCAUUUUGGAGGAGCUGAAUGAGCCGCUGCGAGAGGAGAUCAUCAACUUUAACUGCCGCAAGCUCGUCGCCUCCAUGCCGCUGUUUGCCAACGCCGAUCCCAACUUCGUCACCUCCAUGCUGACCAAACUGCGCUUCGAGGUCUUCCAGCCGGGCGACUACAUCAUCAGGGAAGGAACCAUCGGGAAGAAGAUGUACUUCAUCCAACACGGCGUGGUCAGCGUGCUGACCAAAAGCAGCAAAGACACCAAGCUGUCUGAUGGCUCUUAUUUUGGAGAGAUUUGCCUCUUGACUCGAGGCAGAAGGACAGCGAGUGUGCGAGCAGACAACUACUGUCGUCUCUACUCUCUGUCUGUGGACAACUUCAAUGAGGUGCUGGAGGAGUAUCCCAUGAUGAGGAGGGCCUUUGAGACGGUGGCCCUCGACCGCCUCGACCGCAUUGGAAAGAGAAACUCUGUUCUCCAACAUAAAGUUCAGCAUCACCAAAGUUCUGGCACAUUAAACCUCCAAGAGAGUGAGAUCAUCCAAAGAAUAGUGCAACAUGACCGCGACAUGGCCCAGUGCACACAGCUCAUCGAGACCAGCAACGGGCAGAGCUUGACCGCUCCCCCUGCAUCACCCACCCCGGUCAUUUGGGCCCCCCUGAUUCAGGCGCCUCUCCAGGCGGCUGCUGCCGCCACCCCGCUGGCCCUGGCUUUGGCUCACCACACCCAGCUGCCUCCCAUCCUCUUUCACCCUUCUCUGGCUACUGGCUCCCUGAAAGACCGCAUCAGCCACUCGAAAAUACUCCACAGUGGAGCGCUCUCUUCUGUGGUCCGGGGUUCAGGGUCCAGUUCCCCUGUGAGCUCACCCAAAUUUCACACAGGGGUUGAAAGUCCCCCACUGGCCUCCAUCAGACUGCCGCACCUUACCACUGGGCCAUUGCCGACUCUGACUUCUCAGCCGAUCUUUACCAGCAGCUUGCAGCCCCUGUUGCCUCCCUCUCAUCCUCCACACUCGGGUAUGGCCUCGGUCUUCCCCAUCAGCCAGGCCGCUGUCUCCUACACUUGCGCGGCUCAGCUCCACUCGCAGCCCUUCCACAGCGUCAUGGCCACGCCGCACUGUCCGUUCGGUUUACUCCAGCAGGGGGAGACAGCGAGGCUAGUAGGGAGAUUUCCAGACCCUUCCUCCUGCGCCAUAAGUCCUCUGAUCUCCAGCUCUGUUGGCCCGAUUCUAAAUCAGCUGCAGGAGAGCUCGCGGGUCAUCACACAGCAGAUGGGUACCUGUCAUGGCAGCGCAGGCAGUAUUGCCAGCGGACGGAACUUUCCAUAUUUGCCCAUUAGCACCAGCAACUCUCAGUCCUCUGGCAGAUUUAUUCCGCCAGCCGGAGGAGGCGGGGCUGCGGCGUCUCUGGCACAGCAGAGUCUGGCAGGUCUCCGUACCGCAUUCCUGCCACAGCUUCUACCGGAGCAGUCCGCCCUCGCCGCCCUGGCGCAUUACGGCUCUGCAGAGGCCUCGCCUUGCUACACACCUCCACUUCACAGCCCCAGCCUACAAAGUCCGGUGAGGGGAAGGACAGUUUACCUAAAUGAACCCACCAGGAUCAAAGACACUCACAACCCUCUUAGCACUCAGACCUCAUGCCCAGCCAGGGUGGCGUGCACCAUCAGGGAGCACAACGAGUCACCAGGAGAGCUCUUCAGCCAGGAAAUAAAGACAAUCUCGGGCUCUCAUAGCUCUUUAUACCACAUGCAGGACAGGCUUUUCGAGGUUAGCCCCUUCUCUUCCCCUGUUGCAGCCAGUAAACCCGACCUACCGAUCCCGGGUCACACCACCGCCGUCACCUGGACGCAUUCGGGACUGGAGCCUCAGAACCAGUUUCUAGCGGUGAACUCCCAAGUGCUAGAGACGGAACACAAACUGUCCAAACUCCCCUCCAGUUUGUGAGGCUCAGACACACCCUCCUUUAAUGGCGACGGACCAAAACUCAAUUUACUCUCUUCGUUCACGUAUGCACUCCUUUGAAUCCAGGCGGGUGUGCCACUCUUAUCCAGCACUUUCCACCACAGAAUGUAUGGCUUACAGGUAAUAAUGGAACAUUUUUUCUACAACAUAGUUUUCCCUUAAAUAUGAUAAGAAAAUGACCUAUUGAUGGGUAAAUGUAUACCUAUAGCACCUCAUGAAAAUACACAUUUAUCAAGCUAUAUGUACUAUAAUCAUAUAUUGUUAUUGUUUAACCCUCUUUUCCUUUCAACCUUCACUUCUUUAAAGCUCUUAAGUUUGACAUCUGAAACCAAAAAAUGUUUGUCUUUUUCAAAUGGUAAAUGGGUUGUACUUGUGUAGCGAUUUUCUAUAUUCAAGGUACUCAAAGCGCUUUGACACUAUGACCACAUUCACCUGGCGAUCACGCAGCCUUGGGGACGACUCACAGGGGGACUGAGGAUCGAGCCAGGUUGGGGGGCAACCAUUCUACCACCUGAGCCAUGCUGAUCGCCAUAACUUUUGCAGAGCAAAGGGAAGUCGAUGGUGUACUUUGUGUUCUGAAGACGUCGCAUCUGAACAGAGUACUUUACAGAGUACAUAGACAAGUGUAGUAAAGGGUCUACUUCAGUUGGGAGGGCGGUCCAGCUUCAUGUACAGUGGUACUCCAGGUUUUCGUACGACCCACAUUUUUGCUGAAAUUUUCCACCCGUUUGUGUACACCGUCUCUUAUCUUAUGAUCAAAAUAUUCACCGUAACAUAUUUGUGUGAAUACUUUUCCAUGUCUAGAACGUAUUCCCUGGAUUUACAUUAUUUCUAACGGGAAAAAUUUGCUUCGGUUUUUGUACGAUUCAGUUUUCACCUGACUUUUUGGAAGGGAUGACUAACGAAAACCGAGGUACCACUGUAUUUUGGGGUCUUGUUCAUGACUGAGGAAAGGGUGGAGCAAAUAAGGCUGUAUUGGACGAUAGUGGCGAAGAGAGAGCUGACCCACAAUGCAAUGCUCUCAGUUUACCAGGGAUUUCCUUCCUACACUCGUUUGGUCCAGUUUUGGGUAAAAACCAAAAGGACAAGGAUUAACUUCCUUCGCAGGGUUUCUGGGCUUACACUCUAUUAGAAAAAAUGAGGACCUUGGUCAACCAGGAGGGACAAGACGCGGUCUCGAGCCUUUUUUGGUUGGAAGCUGCCUUAGAGCAGACCUUGGACACUAUGAGUUAUUGUGUCUCCUUAGAGCAGGGGUGUCAAACUCCUUGCAGCUCAGGGGCCGCUUGGAGGAAAAUCUAUUCCAACGUGGGGCAGACUGGCGAAAUCACGGCAUAAUAGCUUAAAAAUAAAGACAACAUCAGAGAGUUUUCUUUGUCUUACUUUAGCCAAAAAUAGAACAAGCAUAUUCUGAAAAUGUGCAUUUUACUUCAAGUUAGUUGAAAGUUGUAAGGAAACAAUGGUGCACUUUCAAAAACACCAUGAAGAACACAAUGACUUUGUCUGAGCCAUUCAACUCUGAGCACUAUCCGUUUAGCAUUCUCAUGUUAGCAGUUCACCAUUAAAUACAUGUUUGCAACAUGCUGUUUCCGCAAACCGCCGCGUUGGUGACAUCCGCAACUGCCACAACACAUUCAUUUAUCAUCAUUCAAACAUUACAAUUAUGAUAUGAGCAAAACAAUUAUCAAAAUGACACCGUCGCCGAAACCAAGGCAACAUAACUACAAACUUAACCAAUGUGAACAUGGUGGAUUUAAGCAUAAAAUAAAACUGAAAAAACAACAAAUGUGUAAAAACCAAUUUUUAAUGUAGAGUUCAGUUUGCGCGUCGUGCAGUCAACCAAUUGCGAGCGUUGCACGGAACUCUCUAACUACAAAGAUGAUGGUCAUGUUGACUUAAGUCUUUGCGUCUUACCGAUUUUGUUAUUUCAUCCGUUAAGUAGAUCAUUUACAAUAAAAGAAGGUAGUCUGCCGCCAUCUGCUGCCAGUCAAAACGGAACAGCAGAUUGCACGCGCCUGCGCCGAUUUCUUCUUUUCUGCGGAGUUGCGGCAGCCAAUCCAGAGGGCGUUUAAAGUCAGCUGACACAUUAUCUUUAAACUGUGUCGUACGAGAGGUGGGUUACCCUUGAAUUGCCGUUGCAGCAUCCAGGGGACACAUUUAGAACAGCAGUUUCUUUCGUUUAAAAAAAUUUGUUGCUAAUUUUUAUACUUAGCAAACUCAUCUUAAACCUGUUUCCGGGCCGUACAUUUGACACCCCUGCCUUGAAGAGGUGAAGUCCAGCCUUCCCUACAACAGACUGAGUCUCCUGCCAGAUCAAUCAAUCAAUGUUUACUUAUAUAGCCCUAAAUCACGAGGGUCUCAAAGGGCUGCACAAGCCACAAGAUAGUGGAUCUAACAUAAUAGUGUGAGAGUCCAGUUCAUAGUGGAUCUAACAUAAUAUUGUGAGAGUCCAGUCCAUAGUGGAUCUAACAUAAU